UACCCAAAAAAAGGCAUGGAGAGGCAUUUCAGAGCCUUUGCUGACCUCACCAUGCCGGUCGCGGCCACCAACUCUGAGUCUGCCAUGCAGCAAGUCCUGGACAACUUGGGGUCCCUCCCCAAUGCCACGGGGGCUGCGGAACUAGACCUGAUCUUCCUUCGCGGCAUUAUGGAAAGUCCCAUAGUAAGAUCCCUGGCCAAGGCCCACGAGCGGCUGGAGGAGACGAAGCUGGAGGCCGUCCGGGACAACAACCUGGAGCUGGUGCAGGAGAUCCUGCGGGACCUGGCGCAGCUGGCUGAGCAGAGCAGCACGGCCGCCGAGCUGGCCCGCAUCCUCCAGGAGCCCCACUUCCAGUCCCUCCUGGAGACGCAUGACUCCGUGGCCUCGAAGACCUAUGAGACGCCGCCCCCCAGCCCUGGCCUGGACCCCACGUUCAGCAACCAGCCUGUGCCUCCCGACGCGGUGCGCAUGGUGGGCAUCCGGAAGACAGCUGGAGAGCAUCUGGGAGUGACAUUCCGCGUGGAGGGCGGGGAGCUGGUGAUCGCUCGCAUCCUGCACGGGGGCAUGGUGGCCCAGCAAGGCCUGCUGCAUGUGGGCGACAUCAUCAAGGAGGUGAACGGGCAGCCUGUGGGCAGCGACCCCCGCGCGCUGCAGGAGCUCCUGCGCAGCGCCAGCGGCAGCGUCAUCCUCAAGAUCCUGCCCAGUUACCAGGAGCCUCACCUGCCCCGCCAGGUGUUUGUGAAAUGCCACUUUGACUACGACCCUGCCCGAGACAGCCUCAUCCCGUGCAAGGAGGCUGGUCUGCGCUUCAGCGCCGGCGACUUGCUCCAGAUCGUGAACCAGGAUGACGCUAACUGGUGGCAGGCCUGCCAUGUAGAAGGCGGCAGUGCCGGGCUCAUCCCCAGCCAGCUGCUGGAAGAGAAGCGGAAAGCCUUCGUGAAGCGCGACCUGGAGUUGACACCCACCUCAGGGACCCUCUGUGGCAGCCUUUCAGGAAAGAAAAAGAAGCGAAUGAUGUAUCUCACCACCAAGAAUGCAGAGUUUGACCGCCACGAGCUGCUCAUUUAUGAGGAGGUAGCCCGCAUGCCCCCCUUCCGCCGGAAAACCCUGGUGCUGAUCGGGGCGCAGGGUGUGGGCCGGCGCAGCCUGAAGAACAAGCUCAUCAUGUGGGACCCGGAUCGCUACGGCACCACAGUGCCCUACACAUCUCGAAGGCCCAAGGACUCGGAGCGGGAAGGCCAGGGCUACAGCUUUGUGUCUCGCGCGGAGAUGGAGGCCGACAUCCGCGCGGGGCGCUACCUGGAGCACGGAGAGUAUGAGGGCAACCUGUACGGCACACGUAUCGACUCCAUUCGGGGUGUGGUCGCGGCCGGCAAGGUGUGCGUGCUGGAUGUCAACCCCCAGGCGGUGAAGGUGCUGAGGACAGCUGAGUUCGUCCCGUAUGUCGUGUUCAUUGAGGCCCCCGACUUUGAGACUCUGCGGGCCAUGAACCGGGCUGCGUUGGAGAGUGGGGUGUCCACCAAGCAGCUCACGGAGGCAGACCUGAGGCGGACAGUGGAGGAGAGCAGUCGCAUCCAGCGGGGCUACGAGCACUACUUUGACCUCAGCCUGGUCAACAGCAACCUGGAGAGAACCUUCCGCGAGCUCCAGGCGGCCAUGGAGAAGCUGCGGACGGAGCCCCAGUGGGUGCCCGUCAGCUGGGUGUAUUGAGCCUGUUUGCCCGGACCUUGCUCCUUCUAGGCUGUGACCCAGAACCCUGAUCUCUCCCUUUGCCCCUCCGUGACCCCCAGCUACCACCCUCGGCCCUACCCCUGGCUCUCCCUGAAUAAUGGCGCCUCGCGGGCCCUAAGUCUGGUUCAGUGCAGAGGCGUGCACUGCCAGGGGGGUGGGUGUUCAUGGGGCACCUGUGUGCCCAGGUGCUGCCCACUCCCGAUGCCCAUUGGCCACUAGAUGUCCCUCUCUGAGAGCUCAGCUGUGCCCGGGAGGGUGUCAGAGUCACCUCCAUAAAACUCAGUCCAGAGAAGGAGAAACCUGCCGCAGCCGAGCAGUGAGUGGGCACAGCGGCCCCCCCCCCCCCCCCUUCUGCUCUGGACUGGCCACCCCCACCCACCCCCCCGCCGCCCCGCCUCUCCUCGCUCUGCCGGGGCAGGCUUCAGGCUGUUUCCCUGUGGCGGUGGGUGGCACGUGGCCCCUGUGGCCCAGCGAGGAGCCAAGGCUGAGCCAGUGGUCACUGUCGGGGGGCAGAGCAGCCCUCAGCUUCCUUGGAGCGGAGCUGGGUCUCACGAGUGGACGCUGCCUUGUCCCUCCCUCUCCACAGCUUCUCACUGCCGAAGUCUCCCCACAGACUUCCCGGAUGUGCCCUGACAGGUCAGCUCGCUUCCCUCGGGCCAGGCUGCCUGGCUCAGCCGGUCCGCGGCCAGGCCAGGCCAGGUGGUUGGAGGUUGAGCCCGCGACGAGGAGCCCGCGGCCUGACCCACGAGCCCAGGGACGUGCCUGGGCUCCCUGUCUGUGGCCGAUGUCGCUUGGGUCGCUCUCAGAGCAAGCCCAGGGGACCCGUCACAGGGCUGCCCGGCGUGCGAAGGAGGGUGCAGAGGCACCGUGUGAGGCAGGUCCAGGAGCCUGGGCUGGAGAAGGCGCCUGCGCCCUAGCGGCCUCCGGGGGGCGCCACCCGCGUCGUCGCCUGUGGUCGUGUUUCCGACCAGUAGCGCCUGGGCCGUGUUUCUGCCUCGUGUUGGCGUUGGUUUUGGAGAGGGGAAGCAAAGGAUUGUUUGUUUUGGAGGUCACUCUUUAGGGCCCUUUGGGGUUCCCUUUGAGCUCUCACUUCCUAGCAAACCCUUACUCUAGAUUCUAGAGCCUUGGCCCUCCCCAGAUGCCUUCCUCCAGCUUUCCUGUUGUCCCCCACCCUAAACCCACCUCCUGUCCUUGGGGAGGGCAAUUGUGUAAAAUAGCAGAGUCCCUUUUCAGAGAGAAUACUGUCCGAGACUUCCCCAGGCAUCUCACCCCUCCUCCUUCUCUGUGACCCUUCAGGGGUAAGCCUGUCCUUGCUGGGAACGCCCCAAUGCCCUUACCCCCAACCCAUGUGCUUUCCAGUACCCCUGAGCGUCCCUCCCGUCCGCCCUUGCUGCAGUGUCAGCCCAAGCUGGCCCUUGAACCACUGUGUGCCCAUUUCCUGGGGAAGGGGAGGGAGAAGAAACAGAAUAUUUAUUACAAAGUUAGAAAUAUAUUUAUUCUAUUAGGAAUCUCAUUUGCAUUUGUGUGGGAUAUGCAAAUGAGAUACAAAGGCCAAACCUCCCAUCUCAUUUGCAUAGCUCUUAUCCACUAUGCACCCAUCUUUAUACGCCUCUUUCCCCCCUUUAGUUGCUGUUCUUAUUCCUCGGUUCAGCUCUCCCAUCCCUCAUCCUCACCCUCAGCCUAAAAGCACUGGGAAUGGGAGGAGAAUGGGGUUCUCCAGGCGGUGACCACAGGGGCCUUUGCUAGUUCCCACCCCACUGGGGAGUUGAAACUAGAGGCUUGGAAGGCUCUGUCGGGGUUUGAUGCUGUUGGCAUGCUGACCUCUGGUGGUGGUGGAGUGGGGUGAGGGAGGCCCCUUUUCUUCCCUCUGUUCCUCUCUCAACAAUGUCCCAUCUCCCGCCUGAGGCCCAGGACUGGGGGCUGGGUUUGCCGCUCAGCUCCCUCUCCUCUCACUGUGGAUGCUUGUAUUUGAGGGGGUCUCUUUCCCCCAUUUCCUCACAGUCCCACCCCAGCUCCCUUCCCUGCUCCCCUCCCUCAACCAUCCCGUUCCUGAGCUUUCUCUCCACCUGGUUUUCUUUCUUUUCCUUUGAUUAAAUGUGAAAGCAAGGCUUGUGGGCUGUUUGUCU
Molecule: messenger RNA, 3857 nt
Organism: Condylura cristata (star-nosed mole)
Lineage: Eukaryota; Metazoa; Chordata; Mammalia; Eulipotyphla; Talpidae
Gene: MPP2
Product: membrane protein, palmitoylated 2 (MAGUK p55 subfamily member 2)
Exons: 13
Coding region: 16-1710 (564 amino acids)
Cellular component (GO): plasma membrane; cell-cell junction
Molecular function (GO): protein binding
Source: RefSeq, a predicted model, not a curated record